Molecule: messenger RNA, 666 nt
Organism: Aspergillus melleus
Lineage: Eukaryota; Fungi; Ascomycota; Eurotiomycetes; Eurotiales; Aspergillaceae
Product: putative DSBA family oxidoreductase
Exons: 5
Coding region: 1-666 (221 amino acids)
Biological process (GO): glutathione metabolic process
Cellular component (GO): peroxisome; mitochondrion
Molecular function (GO): glutathione transferase activity; glutathione peroxidase activity
Source: RefSeq, a predicted model, not a curated record
AUGGGCAAAAAGAUCGAGUGCUAUCUUGACUGUGUUUCACCGUACAGUUUCUAUGCUUUCUCCUAUUUACAGAUGAAUGCAGCUGCACUGGCGGAUCUGGGUGUCGAUAUCGAGUACAUUCCCGUCUUCUUAGGCGGCAUUAACGUGGGCAGCGGAAACAAACCCCCAUGGACCCUACCUGCGAAAGCUGCUUAUUCCAAGUUCGACGGCCAGCGAGCCCAGAAAUACUUUGGACAUAACUUCGAAGUACCAUCAUUCUUCCCGAUUCUCUCGCUUUUGCCCCAACGCGCCCUCACCUACAUCAAGCAAGCCCACCCCAAGGAGAAACUCGAAUCAGCAUUCCAAUGCUGCUUCGACACGAUGUGGAACGGCCAUCUCGACAUCUCCAAACCCGAAAACCUCGCCACGGCCCUGUCGAAGACAUUCUCCUCGACCUCGGACGUUGAAGCCAUUCUGUCCGCCGCCGCGAGUCCCGCGAUCAAGGCGGAGUUGGCGGCGACGACGGAGCGUGUCGUAAAGGAGCAGGGCGCGUUCGGGUGUCCGUGGUUUUGGGUGGUGAAUGGGGAAGGAAAGGGGGAGCCGUUCUUUGGGAGUGAUCGGUUUCAUUAUAUGUGGGAUUUUUUGGACCUGCCGUUUCAGGAUUUGAAGUUGAGGGCGAGUAUUUAA